UCACAUAUCCCCUUAGGACAUUUUUACAGAAUCAGGUCAUCAGAAACAGAGGUAUACGAAAUAUGAGAGUGGUGGGGAUGUUAAAUGCGUUGGUGCCGUGUAUAUAGAGAUCGCAUCAUUACAUAUCUUGGUAGUUCACUUUUUAAUUUCAUUAAGGUCACAUCCUUUUGUACAAAACAAAUUUUUGACAAUGGUGCUUUUCCAGUUUUUUACCACUACUGUUCUCUUGUCAAGUUUAACGUCAGUGAAACCAUAUUCUGUUCCAUACCAGAACAUUCAACUAUUUUCCAUCACACCAAAAUUGAUAUAUACAUCUGAAUCUAAUCCUACUUUCAGUGGAUAUUCCUAUAUAACUCAAGAUUUUAAUGGUGGUGAAAGUAAAGUUGUUUUUACAACUGGUGCUGAUUCUAUGAACAGAUUGAAGAAUGAAAUAAAUUCAAUGAAGAUAUCGGAAGGAUAUUCACAAAAAGAAAAAGACCAAGAGAAUACAAAAUCCUCAGAACAAUCUGAAUCCAUAAAGGCUGAAGAAAAUAAAAACAAACAAGAUCUUGACUCAAAUAUUGAAGUUCUCAAUGAAGAAAGGAAAUUUUCAAAAAAUCCUGAAGCAGAUAAUCUUAUUGAACAUCAAUCGAAUCUUCAACAAGUUUCCCUUAUAGAUGUAUCUUAUCCUGCAUUUAGAGAAAAUUUAUUAAAUUUACAUCUUCCAGAAUUUUCAAGAUAUCAAAUAUCAAAUGUAAUACAGAACCAAUACUAUCCUUACAAUCCUUACGCUCGCUUACAACUGCCUUUAAAUAAUUUUGAUUUUUAUAAUCCUACUGUGCCACUAUUUUAUCAAGCAGCAGCAGUCAUUUCUGAUAGUAAUUCCAAGUCAACAUCUACGGCUACUGAAAAUACAAAAGCAUCUGUGGAAUCAUAUAUUGCUAAAAACUCACAAACAAACACUACUAAUUCUGAAUCUAACUCAGUAAAAUCUCAUAUAAUAUCAGAAUUCAAUUUAGAAUCAACAACAAAUGCAAUCGAAGAAACGCCAUCAAAACAAUCUGUUACUUCCAUAAAGAAACUUGAAUCUAUAUCUGAAAGAAUUAGAGAAGAAAUUACAACUAGUGAGUCUACAGUAACAUCUCAGAAAUCUGUCGAAGAGAUUACAGAUAAAAAAGCGAAUAGUACCGAAUUUACAAGUACAGAAACAAGUCUUCUGGCAGAGAAAUCAAAUACUGCAAUAUAAGAAAUGUACAAGAUGUAUAAAACACCAGCUAAAAUAUAAAUUUAUAUAUACUCUAUUUUGUGUAUUACAUUUAUAAUACAUUUAUA
Molecule: messenger RNA, 1311 nt
Organism: Acromyrmex echinatior (Panamanian leafcutter ant)
Lineage: Eukaryota; Metazoa; Arthropoda; Insecta; Hymenoptera; Formicidae
Source: RefSeq, a predicted model, not a curated record